AUCUCCUCCGGCUGUUCUUCAAACUUGCCGGGAAAAGAAAACCUUAAUUCUCUCCGGCGAACCUCAAAUUCGCUUAAUUUUCUCUGAAAAACGACAAGGGCAUCUCCAGAAUCCCCCAAUUGAAAAACCCUAAUCCCAAAAUUCCAUGAUCUGUAGAUGGAUUGCAUUCAAUUCAAGCAAAGUGUCUCGUUCUCUCUCUCCUUUCUCUUCUCUCUUAUUCACUAAAUCCUCCUUCUCCGUCGCGAAAAUGGACGAUGAGUCAUUACCCACAACCAAUUCCACUUCCGAUCACAGAGGCUUCUAUAAAGAGAUUCUCUUUGGGAUGAAGAAGAUUGGGUUCCGCGAGUUUCUUCACGGGUAUCACUUUCGAGGUUUGGUUUCGGAAUUGAGGCAUGUUCAUGUCGAAGAAAUCAUGGAUGAAUUGAUGUCUGAAAGCUCAGAUCUUUCUGUUUGGUUUUUCAAAGAGCUGAGAGAUAUCUAUGCGUUUCGUCAUUCGAGUUUUUCCACAUUGUUGGUUUCACAUGUUUUAGCUGGUCAAAGACGUUUCAAAGAGCUUCAAGUGAUUCUGGAACAAUUGCUUCAAGAAGAAGGCACGUCUUCUCUUUUCUUUUGUCUGCAAUUUUAUUGAAAGCUUACAGUUUUAGAGUUUGUUAGGUUUGGUUAAGAUAUUUGUUGGGGUGGAAUAUGAUUUGUUGUAUCAAUUUUCAAUGUUUAGGCUCUGGUUCAGCUUCUAGGCUUUGUGAACUUCUCUCUAAUAGCUUCAGAAAGUGGGAGUCUACGGGAUUAGUUUGGGAUAUGUUGUUGUUUCUUUCAUCAAGAUUGAGAAUGGUUGAUGAUUCUCUUUAUAUCUUGAAAAAGAUGAAGGAUCAGAACUUGAAUGUGUCGACACAGUCGUACAACUCCGUUUUGUAUCAUUUUAGAGAGACGGAUAAGAUGUGGGAUGUGUACAAGGAAAUCAAGGAUAAGAACGAGCACACGUACUCAACAGUUGUAGAUGGUUUGUGUAGGCAACAAAAGCUAGAGGAUGCAGUUUUGUUCCUUCGAACUUCAGAGUGGAAGGAUAUUGGUCCCUCUGUAGUUUCUUUCAAUAGUAUAAUGUCAGGUUACUGUAAAUUGGGUUUUGUAGAUAUGGCGAAGUCGUUUUUCUGUACAGUUUUGAAAUGUGGGUUGGUUCCUAGUGUAUAUAGUCACAAUAUACUCAUCAAUGGACUCUGUCUAGUUGGUUCUAUCGCAGAAGCUUUAGAGUUGGCUAGUGACAUGAAUAAGCAUGGAGUGGAACCUGAUUCUGUGACAUACAAUAUUCUUGCGAAAGGGUUUCAUCUUCUCGGUAUGAUCAGUGGGGCUUGGGAGGUAAUUCGAGAUAUGUUGGAUAAAGGAUUGAGUCCUGAUGUUAUUACAUACACAAUUUUACUAUGUGGACAAUGUCAGUUAGGAAAUAUUGACAUGGGUUUAGUAUUGCUGAAGGAUAUGUUGUCGAGGGGAUUUGAGUUAAACAGUAUCAUCCCAUGCAGUGUAAUGCUCAGUGGUUUAUGUAAAACAGGAAGAAUAGAUGAAGCUUUGUCGUUAUUCAAUCAAAUGAAAGCCGAUGGUCUGAGCCCUGAUCUUGUAGCAUAUUCUAUUGUGAUUCAUGGCCUCUGCAAGUUAGGAAAAUUUGAUAUGGCUCUUUGGCUUUACGACGAGAUGUGUGACAAAAGAAUUCUUCCGAAUUCGAGGACUCAUGGUGCUCUUUUGCUCGGUUUAUGUCAGAAAGGGAUGUUACUUGAGGCAAGAUCGCUUUUGGAUUCUCUGAUUUCAAGUGGAGAGACACUGGAUAUUGUUCUGUACAAUAUCGUAAUUGACGGGUAUGCAAAGUCUGGUUGCAUUGAGGAGGCGUUAGAGUUAUUCAAAGUAGUCAUUGAGACUGGGAUAACUCCUAGCGUUGCAACUUUUAAUUCUUUGAUAUACGGGUAUUGCAAAACCCAGAAUAUAGCUGAGGCUAGAAAAAUCUUAGAUGUCAUCAAGUUAUAUGGAUUGGCUCCAAGUGUUGUGAGUUAUACAACUCUGAUGGAUGCAUAUGCAAAUUGUGGAAAUACCAAAAGCAUAGAUGAAUUGCGCAGGGAAAUGAAAGCAGAAGGAAUCCCACCAACCAAUGUCACGUACUCAGUGAUUUUUAAAGGACUUUGCAGAGGCUGGAAACAUGAAAAUUGCAACCAUGUACUCAGGGAAAGGAUAUUCGAAAAAUGCAAGCAGGGACUCAGGGACAUGGAAUCUGAAGGUAUACCUCCAGAUCAGAUCACAUAUAAUACAAUUAUUCAGUAUCUAUGCAGAGUUAAACAUUUAUCUGGAGCAUUUGUGUUUCUCGAAAUAAUGAAAUCUCGAAAUCUUGAUGCUUCAUCUGCUACUUAUAAUAUUCUAAUCGACAGCCUUUGUGUCUACGGUUACAUAAGGAAAGCUGACAGUUUUAUCUAUUCGCUCCAGGAGCAGAAUGUUAGUUUGUCCAAAUUUGCUUAUACCACACUGAUCAAGGCACAUUGUGUAAAGGGUGACCCUGAAAUGGCAGUGAAGCUAUUUCAUCAACUGCUGCACAGAGGAUUCAAUGUUUCCAUUAGGGACUAUAGCGCGGUGAUCAACCGUUUGUGUAGGAGACAUUUGGUAAACGAGAGCAAAUUCUUCUUCUGUCUAAUGUUAUCCCAGGGUAUUUCGCCUGACUUAGACAUUUGUGAAGUGAUGAUCAAGUCAGAUGAAUUGCUUUCCUGGACAAUCAAAUGGGGUUUGUUGCCUGAUUAGUAAUGAGAGAAGUUUUGUCUAUUGUCCCAUCUUAUCUGCUAACUGCAGAAGGCACACACUUUCAGUAGAGAAACUGUCUCAUGAGUGAUUCAGUUAACAGAUUAAUCUUAGCUACUGGAUGGUAUCAUCGGGCAACAGUUGUAUCACAUUGACGACUUUGACGAAUUGCGGUUCUUCUGAAGAUGAAGUCACAGCUUGGUCAAAAACGGACGGGGGAAUCAAAAGGGUCCGGCCAGUGACAACAACUCCAGUUAUAACCUGCUUGGUCGUAAAUAAGAGUAUUUGACGGAAGUGGACAAAAUGGUAAGUUCAGCUUUGCGUGAGGGAUCCUAGGAUUCUGGGCUCAUUCAACUACAAACCAAGACGGGUGAAAUACAUAAUCCAUUUUUGUAACCAAAAAGCUUUUCCAUUUUUCGACCAGAUAUCGCCAGAUUUUUUACUGUAACUUCUUGAUAGUUUGUUGUUCUUACUCAUUCCAGAGCAUAUCUUGUCUGUCUGAAACAUUCUUUUGUACCUAUUCCCAACACUAAUGUAAGAUCAGCACAUAAUUAACUUAAGAGAAGGAUAACAUUGAGACAACACAGCUUGGUAAUUAUAC
Molecule: messenger RNA, 3364 nt
Organism: Arabidopsis thaliana (thale cress)
Lineage: Eukaryota; Viridiplantae; Streptophyta; Magnoliopsida; Brassicales; Brassicaceae
Product: Tetratricopeptide repeat (TPR)-like superfamily protein
Exons: 3
Coding region: 685-2766 (693 amino acids)
Source: RefSeq, marked reviewed